AAAAGUGGUGACUAUCGCCAAGUCGAAGAAGUUUCGGGAUAAUCACAGGAAAGUUCUGCUGGAGGGUCAGAGGCUGAUCAAGGAUGCCCUGGAGGCAGGAGCUGUGCUGCAGACACUCUUCUUCAGCACUGUGGGGCACCUGAAGGAGCUGCCUGAGGCAGGACUAAAAGGAGCCAACUUGGUUAAAGUGAAAUUUGAAGACAUUAAGAUCUGGUCUGACCUCGUAACUCCUCAGGGCCUUAUAGGGAUCUUUUCCAAGCCCGACCAUGCCAAGAUGUCUUACCCUGCGGCUCAGCUAACCAGCUCCUUGCCGCUGUUCCUCAUCUGCGACAACAUCCGAGAUCCGGGAAACCUGGGCACUAUUCUGAGAUCUGCAGCAGGAGCGGGCUGUGAGAAGGUGCUGCUCACCAAAGGCUGUGUGGAUCCGUGGGAGCCAAAGGUGCUCCGUGGAGGCAUGGGGGCUCACUUCCGCGUGCCCAUCAUUGCCGACCUGGAUUGGGAAUCUCUUCUCAGCAACCUUCCUGAUGGCGUCCAGGUCUGCGUGGCUGACAACCAACACCCAGGCGCGCGGCACAAGACAGCGUCUGAGCCGAGGGGAGCUGCUGGGGAGCUGGCCACACAGUAUUACUAUGAGACCUGGACACGCACUCCGGUGGCAGUGGUGAUCGGGGGAGAGACCCACGGUGUGAGCCCGGACGCGCUUCACCUCGCAGCCAGCACAGGCGGGAAGAGACUGGUCAUUCCCGUGGUGCCGGGCGUGGACAGCUUGAACUCCGCGAUCGCUGCUGGCAUUGUGCUGUUUGAGGGGAAGAGACAGUUGCUGCAGGGGCACAAGCAGGAAGACGAGACGCCGAAGUUCCCU
This is a messenger RNA of Apaloderma vittatum (bar-tailed trogon), 862 nucleotides long. RefSeq names its product RNA methyltransferase like 1 (gene MRM3). Gene Ontology annotation, molecular function: RNA binding; RNA methyltransferase activity. The transcript has 4 exons. Gene Ontology annotation, biological process: RNA processing. The annotation marks the transcript as partial. The record is from RefSeq and is a predicted model, not a curated record. Lineage: Eukaryota; Metazoa; Chordata; Aves; Trogoniformes; Trogonidae.